Molecule: messenger RNA, 1012 nt
Organism: Episyrphus balteatus (marmalade hoverfly)
Lineage: Eukaryota; Metazoa; Arthropoda; Insecta; Diptera; Syrphidae
Product: 28 kDa heat- and acid-stable phosphoprotein
Exons: 1
Coding region: 222-710 (162 amino acids)
Cellular component (GO): cytosol
Molecular function (GO): RNA binding
Source: RefSeq, a predicted model, not a curated record
GAACUUUUCGCCAUUUUCUAGUUUUGUACACGUUCGAAAUAUAUCUAACACACAUUUUUCUGUCGAAACUUGCAAAUUCUUUUUCUUUUUCGGCUUAUUAUUUCCAAAAUAUAUGCUUCAAUUUCUACAAAAAAUCCUCAAAAAUAAACUUAAAUCAAGAACGCACCCAAAACGCUCACUAAAAUAAGCUUUACUCCUCUAACUACCACAAAUAAAACAAAAUGCCCAAAGGUAAAUAUGUAAAUCACAAAGGACGUAGCCGUCACUUCACCAGUCCCGAAGAACUGCAACGUGCCGAAGAAGAAGGUUCCGAAAAGAGCGAAGAAGAAUCUGAAAACGAAUCCGGUUCAGGCUCUGAAGAAGAAACCUCUUCCGAAGAUGAAAAUGCCAAAGGCAAGGGUGUAUCCAAGCUUAUCGAAAUCGAAAAUCCAAAUCGAGUACGAAAGAAGGCAAUUGUCAAGGUCACUACAGUUGAAGAAGCUGCAAAACCCGAAUUGACACGUCGCGAGCGUGAAGAGCUUCAAAAGCAAAAAAACCGCGCCCACUACCAGAAAAUGCACGAGCAGGGUAAAACAGCUCAGGCCCGUGCCGAUCUUGCACGAUUAGCAAUUAUCCGUCAACAGCGUGCCGAUGCCGCUGCUAAACGGGGUACUCCACCAAAAAAGGCUGAUGACCAAAGCCAGCCGGGCACCAGUAAAUCGGACAACUAGUGUCCGAUCAACAAGCGAGAGGAGUUCGUGUAGCUAUAGAAUUGUGUGUGGCUGACGAGGACAAGCGACAGCAACAAACGACGACGACCAAGCAGGAUUAAAUCAACUGAAUUCUGGGAUUUCCUCCAGCUUGAAAUAAAUCUAAUUAAACUAAUUGUUAUAAUUGCUAGAGAUAAUUUUAGUAAGUUUUAAUUCUCUCAAGAAAUUUUUGUAUUUCCUUUGCAAUAUUGAAGCAAAAAUGAUUAAAAAAAAAAAGAAAUGAUCAAGUAAACAAACUCAGUGUGUGACACUUAAGUUUCAAA